CGGUAUAGUUAUAUGACCAUAUAAGGGAUGUGAUAGUAACUAGAACCAUAUAUGGCAUGAAAGGAAUUAUUUCAGGAAAUUAAGCUCUUGAUUUCUGAGAAUGGAAGAAAAUAACCUAUAUAAUAGGUAAACGGUAUGGAACUUGGCACGUGCGGGAUAUGUGGUUGUACCUGACAGAGCUUAAAUCUACGAAUACAAUCACGACAACUUAAGAUGAACCCGGAAGACGAAUUAGCAGCACUAAUAAUUGACAAUGGAUCCGGAAUGUGUAAAUCCGGAUUUGCGGGAGAUGAUGCGCCGAGGUCUGUCUUUCCUGCCCUUGUUGGACGUCCUAGAUAUGAUGUUGUGAUGACGGGGAUGGGAACUAAGGAUUGCUAUGUAGGGGACGAGGCUCAGAGUAAACGGGGCAUACUCUGUCUCCGGUAUCCUAUAGAACACGGCAUCGUCACCAACUGGGACGACAUGGAGAAGAUCUGGCAUCAUACCUUCUACAACGAGCUUCGCGUGGCGCCCGAGGAACAUCCGGUCAUGCUCACAGAGGCCCCACAGAAUCCCAAGGCUAACCGAGAAAAAAUGACACAGAUUAUGUUUGAGACAUUUAAUUCGCCCGCUUUCUACGUCAGUGUACAGGCAGUUCUCUCCCUUUAUGCCUCCGGUCGGACCACAGGCAUUGUGUUUGACGCAGGUGAUGGUGUCUCACACGUUGUCCCAAUAUAUGAGGGCUACUCGCUUCCCCACGCCAUUAAUAGGAUGGACCUCGCCGGGCGAGACCUCACGUACUAUUUAAAGAGGAUUCUACAUGAACGCGGAUACAAUUUCAACACAACAGCUGAACUCGAACUUGUCCGGGACAUGAAGGAGAAACUGUGUUACGUAGCUUUGGACUUUGAGUCGGAAAUGAAUGCAGCAAGCACCUCGUCAAGUGUAGAAAAAUCAUACGAACUCCCGGACGGGACAGUAGUCACUAUUGGAAAUGAGCGCUUCCGGUGCCCGGAAGUGCUAUUUCAACCAUCUAUGAAAGGAAUGGAGGCGGAGGGGAUUCAUGAACUUGUCAACAAGUCAGUGAUGACGUCAGACAUAGAUAUUAGAAGAGACCUUUACAGUAACACGGUUCUUUCAGGGGGGACAACCAUGUUUCCAGGCAUUGCUGACCGGAUGAUGAAAGAGCUAUCCGCGAUAGUACCCAACAGCACGAAGGUCAAGGUCAUUGCUCCACCUGAACGGAAGUACUCUGUGUGGAUUGGUGGAUCAAUUCUUGGGUCGUUAUCAACAUUCCAACAAAUGUGGAUCAGCAAACAGGAGUAUGACGAAAGUGGACCAUCUAUUGUACACCGGAAGUGCUUUUAAAAAAGUGUCUCAAACUUAGUGGUCAUAGACCAUCUCCAUUCGGCACACCUCGGCGGAUUCUGCUUCCCUUCCAAUUGCAACAUCUCGGGGAAAUUUCUGGCAACACUCGUAGAUUUCCGAGUGUUGCCGGAAAUUUCCCCGAGAUGUUGCGAUUGCUACCCUUCAUCUAAUUAGAUGUAGGGUAGCGGAAUCUGCCGAGGUGUGCCGAAUGAGACCAUCUCAAAUGGGAGAGGCAGAACACUCACUAAUGCAUCGUUUGUUAGUGGACAUAUCGGAGAGAAAUCAGGAUUGAUGUAUUUUUUAUUUUUAUUUCAUUUUCUAAAAAUAUGUAAUAAUGCCUGUGAAUAUCAAUCGACCUAUUGUUUAAGUUGGAGAUAUUUAUAUUGAGCUUACAAUGGCUGCUCUAAUAUGCCAUUAUAGGUACAACACUUCAUUAGGUGAUUGUAUUCCAUGUAAAUAUUUUUCUGAUUGAUUCAAAGAGACGAACAUUUUUAUCUGAUUUUGUAUAUCGCUACCCUCAUGUUUGUUCAUUAUGAAGUAGUAAAUGAAUCGUCAUGGCCCUUAAUGACAGCCGUCGUUGUGCCGUGAAACCCAAACAAACAAAAGCAGAGAGGGUACUCGUAGUACGGUAAAAAUAACACCUUAGCAUUGACUGAUAUCGAAUCAUAAACGUCCGUGUAUAGAAUGAAGAGUGAUAGAAUGUUUUAACUCAUCCGUUGUAUGUGUAGGAUGAGUUAACUUUUAAAAUGAAUCGCAGCAUAUUGUAGCAAUUGAAUGGAAUGCUCACGUGCUUGAACUUUGAUAUUAAAGUCUUAGGACGAUAUUCACGUGAAAAUAUAUGUUCAGUUUUGAGGGUAACGAUUCUGAAGAUGAAUAAAUGAGUUUAGAAACUGCCA
This is a messenger RNA of Pecten maximus, 2243 nucleotides long. Its product is annotated as actin, cytoplasmic-like. NCBI's taxonomy places the organism in Eukaryota, Metazoa, Mollusca, Bivalvia, Pectinida, Pectinidae. The record is from RefSeq and is a predicted model, not a curated record. The transcript is spliced from 8 exons. The coding region runs from base 214 to 1347 and encodes 377 amino acids.